AUGAGAUGGGAGCCGGAAUACCACGAGACCCUCUACUCCCACUUGCUUCAACUUCGAAUCUCUCAGCGUCUCAAGCUGGAUUCACUGACCAGCCUCGACCUCACCUUCUCUUCCGGAAAAGAGUUCGAAGAUUCACUCAUUUGCUUGCUUCAAGCUGUUCCGAAGCUGGAAAUUCUCAAGAUCAGAAUCCCAGGCGUACUGUGGAUCAUCCACGAUGACUCCGAGAGAUUCGGCCCAGUGCCUGACUUGGGCAACCUGUAUAAUGAUUGUCAACUGGAGAGCCUCAAGUAUUUCACGCUAGACUGCACAGAGAUUCCCCCAUCUUUGGUGGCUGCUCUGGACACCGCAUGCCAUCUGGAAAAGUUUUACCCCUUUCCCGACAAUCGUAGCCUGAAGAACCUGCUCAUCAGGGUUCCAGAUUGGAAGCAAGGUACGAACAAGCCGAUCCCGGGCCCAUCAUUCUUCGGUAUCAAUAUUCAGGAUUAUGAAGCGAUCCCGAGGGCCAUCUGCUACUGGCUUCGAUACACCGGUCCAUCGCUUGAGCACCUCCAGUUUUUCGGUCAUGGUAAGCAUGCCAACCUGGUGGACCCGACUCUGUGGGACAAGGAAAAUUGUCAAGGCACACAAUCGUCCGCAGCUUCUCCCCCUGUCCAAACAUCGAUAUUGGCUCACCGGGCAACACAAUUUUGCAUAUCAGAAGUCGAACUCAAUGGCUAG
Kockovaella imperatae is the source of this 717-nucleotide messenger RNA. RefSeq lists its product as hypothetical. Lineage: Eukaryota; Fungi; Basidiomycota; Tremellomycetes; Tremellales; Cuniculitremaceae. The transcript is spliced from 2 exons. The record is from RefSeq and is a predicted model, not a curated record. Bases 1 to 717 code for a protein of 238 amino acids.